GUUCUGCCACAUAGUCACACAGCACACAGCCGUCCGCGCUAACGGCGAUAACGGUGAAAACAGGGCCUGUGGCCAUGGCUAAAGACCCGUUAGCUGAGGCAGGCUUUUAUUUUGAUGAACUCAACAAGCUGCGGGUCCUCGAGCCUGAUGUCAGCCAGAAAACCUCCGAGCUGAAGGAGGAGUGUAAAGAAUUUGUGGACAAAAUCGGCCAGUUUCAGAAGAUAGUGGGAGGUCUCAUUGAGCUGGUGGAUGAAUUGGCAAAGGAAGCGGAGACAGAAAAGAUGAAGGCGAUUGGAGCCAGAAACCUGCUGAAGUCAGUGGCAAAGCAGCGAGAGGCUCAGCAGCAGCAGCUUCAGGCGCUCAUAGCUGAGAAGAAGAUGCAGCUGGAGAGGUAUCGUAUCGAGUAUGAAGCCUUGUCCAAAGUGGAGUCGGAGCAGAACGAGUUCAUCGACCAGUUUAUUCUGCAGAAGUGAGGACGUGACCGAGACAGCAGAAAAUGUGACACUUCUGCACAACCACGUUUCCAGAGUGCCUGUCCCGCUUUCUCUUCGGAGAAUUACUCUGCUGCGUUUCCGAAGCAAUCCCAAAGCUCCGACAUCAUCGUCCUAAAAACAUCUCCACCUCCUCGAUCCUGAUUUCUGACACGCUGGUGUGUGAAGCAGCAGCCGCUGCUGCCAGCAGGCGCCAGGAUCCACGGUGUCGAGCUUUCACACCGAACGUCUCAACAUCUCAGACCGACAAUGAAGAAGACGGAGCUAUUUAUACAAAGGAAUAUUAUUUAUACUAUUUAUACCGAAGACCUGCUCUGUAUAUCUAGUUUUAUGACUUUUUGUAUCAAUUGAUAUACUGCAUGUGCAUGAAUCUGUACAUAUAUUUAGGUUAAAAAUAAUAGAAGAUGCUGAUUUGAUCAUCUGUGUUAUUUUUGACUUUAAUUUCAUUCCUCUGGUACAACCAGUGUGGGCUCACGGGGAAUUCACUGUCCUCUUCUUUCUUUCUGUCUCUUAUGUGUCUCAUCGUCUUUCAUGUGUUAAUUUAGAUGACAAAUGGUUAUACUUGAAUAAAUACUGUACUAUUGCACAAAAAA
This is a messenger RNA of Plectropomus leopardus (leopard coralgrouper), 1084 nucleotides long. It is a transcript of the gene ift20, whose product is annotated as intraflagellar transport 20 homolog (Chlamydomonas). The record is from RefSeq and is a predicted model, not a curated record. NCBI's taxonomy places the organism in Eukaryota, Metazoa, Chordata, Actinopteri, Perciformes, Serranidae. Gene Ontology annotation, cellular component: ciliary base; cytoplasm; centrosome. Gene Ontology annotation, biological process: cilium assembly; protein localization to cilium.